AACACGAAGCGCGCGAGUUUCGAUAAAAAUCACGAAAUAGGGGUGUGUGAUACAAAACGAUACGUCAAGCAUCGGUAAUAACUAUCCGAAAAUCCACAAAAUGAAAUGUUAAAAAAAAUUAAAUGCCCUUGAAGAUUUUCCCUCUCUUCAAAAAGCAAUGAAUUUUCCCCCAAUUUUGAGAGCAUUUGAAAGGAUCCGUUCCAAUCGACUUUCCGUUGAGCCCGAGAUUCUGAAUCAAAGGUCAGCCAGGCAGUAUCAAUGCACUCAUGCAAUCCACCGGAACUGACACAAGUCGGUUGCAAUAAUUAUAACCAGAUAAAUGGUUAUGAUGCCCUUGAAUAUCGCGAUAUAAAUCCCCAAACAGUGUAACUGAGGUAAAGACAGAAAGAAAAAGCGCGCACGCUCCAAUCCAAGGGUUUAUACCCGUAGCAAAGCACGAAACAAAUGCAGACGAUAAAGCGCAGGCGGUGACACAAGAGGGUGAAGAACAUUGAGCUCUUAGAGGCUUUGACAAUUUUCGGCAAUUGCAAGUUUUUGUGGCUCUGGAGGAUUGUUUUGCUGGAAAUUGAGGACCCGGUAGAGGAAAAUGAGAGUCAACGAACUCGAGCAUAAGGGGGACAGGUGGAAUAAUCAAUAGGGGCGUCCGGGUGAGUGAAAUACGUCGGGAAUUACAACUGCAACUGUUGCUUAUGGAGGAUUUAUCGAUUUUAACUGUGAAUUUAUGUAAAAGCUGGCGGGAUUGAUGUGUUUCUUUGAGUUUCGGGUUGGGAGACCGUCGGAGGAGUUAUCUGUGUGUGGAAAGUGUGGGAUUCGACGGAUUCAUCGGCAUUGAUUACCCAAAUUAGUGAAGGAGAAUUUUUUAUGAUUUGGGCGAGCGGAGAAAGGAGAAUUUUAUAGCUCUGUUGGUUGGGAGUUUAUAGCUGGGUGCACUGAGAAAAACUUUCAUGGUAAUUUUAACUACACGAAAAUGGUAAAAGGAAUUAUCUUUAUAAUAGAAACAGACUUUGAAAAUUCAUCAAGUAUCGAUCAUUCAAUUUAGUAUAUCAAAUGGUGUCAUCAAGAUUAUGGGGUAAUUUCACUUUUAAUGUUACAGUUACAUCUACAAUUUUUAUCGCUAUCGUAAGGAAUAUUUUUUCACCAUUUCAUAAUUUUGGGAAAUGUUUACAAAAAGUUUUUACUUUGAAACUCCCAGGGUAUAAAAAAUUAUUCUCAGAUUUUUUCAUACGAUUAAUGAUUGUCUUUUUGUCCUUUUUUCAUGCGUAGAAAAUGAAAUGUCCAAGAGGACACCUAAAGUCAGCUCCGAACACGUGAACAAGUCCACAACCAUGACAGUCGUCCACACUAAAAAUCCUUGGAGCUUCGUUGCACCAAUAUCUCCAUCGAGAAAGAGUCCCUGGCCUAGUGGUAUCGACGCAAGCUGGGAUAAUAACAGCCCUGCAACGUCUUCCUCGUGGCCCGAAGACAUUGAGGAUGCUGCGACAAAAAAAGUACUGGAUUUAUGGAACGCUGUUGAAAGAACUCUUUACAAGGAGGAUAAUGAGGAGGUGGCGGUGGCCCAAGGGAAUACCGCGGAGGAGUGUAUUCAAUGGAGAACACAAAUUCCACAUUUCAGAGUGGUUGGGAAGAAGAUUAAUAUUGAAGUUGUUGAUGAUGAUGGGGAGAAAGCUUCCGCAUCAAAAAAAAGUAAAGAUCUUAAAGAAAAAAUCAUAGAUCUCCUGGUAGAUUACAUAAUGGAUGAAGUAGAAAAGGACGAUUUAGCGUCAGACACAUCAAAGGAACUAGACGACGUACUCCGUAUAACUCCAGCGCCGACGUACAGUGGUAGAAAGUUAUUAAAAUCGCGAGAAUUAAGUAAUUCAAGUAGAAAUCGUAGUGCCAAUAGAAUAAAAUCGUUCGAAUUGACUGAACUGAUUACCGAUAGCAAAGCUUUCAAAAAACUACCGCAUAAUGCCAAAACCUCAAUUGACGAUAAUAAUGAGGACGAUGAUGACGAUGAUGAUGAUGAAGUCUCAAGUGUUGAUACAAAUCAGCUUGGUAGGAAUAAACUUGGGACUGUUUUUAAUAAGAAAAUUGUUGUCAGUCCUGUACCAUUUGCGGUUACAACGCGCGAAAGUUUUUGCACGUUGAGAACAACACCGAUUAAAUAUGCUGGACAUCUACUAGAGCUUACAACACCUCAGGGAUUCUACAGAAACAUGAGCUCGGCUUCUAAAAUCAGCUCCGCAAAGCGUUCGACCUUCUCGAAACUACCCCAACGGCACUCGUCAGCGUGGCAGGCCCCUGUGUCCCGUUCAGCCUGUCCAAAAAACGUUCGCCUUGCUCCCAUCGAUCCCUCGCGAUUGCCCAGCAGUAAUAAAAAUAGAUCAGGAGCCCUUCCAGCGUUACCUCAGCGCCCCAAAAAUUCACUCAGUCCAAUUUCUCGGCCGUUCAAGGUCGCGUCCGCGGAUAAUUUCACAGUCGAGAGUUUGGAGAUUCAGGGCAAGCAGAUCGCACAAUCGGCAAAGCCUAGUUUAAUCAAAAAUGGAUGGGAUAAUCCGAGGACACAGAGGAGAAAAAAAAAGUGAAGAACGAGUGAUCGAUCUGGUUCGGAAUAGACUGAUGAAUAAAGUUUUGUGAUUGGAGGAGGAAUUUUAUAACGUUGUUGAGGAAUUUCAGAGAGUGAUUGCACUUUUUUUAGAGUUACCACUGCAGGGAGAAUCCUCUAUGGCACAUGAGUUCGAUAUUAAUUGAUGAUCGAUCUACCUCACUUUUGUAAUUGUUGAUCUUGAGGAAGUGGUAACAGCUGCAGUCUGACGACAUGUAUUUUUUAAUAAAUGUUAUAUGA
Molecule: messenger RNA, 2824 nt
Organism: Diachasmimorpha longicaudata
Lineage: Eukaryota; Metazoa; Arthropoda; Insecta; Hymenoptera; Braconidae
Exons: 5
Coding region: 1272-2564 (430 amino acids)
Source: RefSeq, a predicted model, not a curated record